Molecule: messenger RNA, 2280 nt
Organism: Sinocyclocheilus grahami
Lineage: Eukaryota; Metazoa; Chordata; Actinopteri; Cypriniformes; Cyprinidae
Product: gigaxonin
Exons: 10
Coding region: 127-1680 (517 amino acids)
Biological process (GO): cytoskeleton organization
Molecular function (GO): protein binding
Source: RefSeq, a predicted model, not a curated record
CUCUUCCUGGGGACGUAACGCAGCGUCACUAACUUGCCAAAUUGUUUUUCUGCAUUGUGCGUUGGUCUGGCACAGACAACUGAUUAUGAGCAGCUGAAGUUACAGCGAGCAUCAAGAACACCGGACAUGUCAGACCCUAAAACAGCUGGAGCUGAUGCUGGAUCAGUGGUGUCAGACCCUCAACACUCCCAAAAGCUUCUAAGGGUCCUUCAGUCGUUAAGACAAGAUGAUUGUUUUCAAGAUGCAGUGCUGGUUUUGGAUGGUGAACAGAUUCCUGUUCAGAAAAACAUUCUGGCUGCUGCUAGUCCAUACAUCAGGACCAAAUUAAAUUACAACCCACCAAAGGAGGAUGGAUCUGUAUACAAAAUCGAGUUGCAAGGGAUCUCUGUCAUGACCAUGAGGCAGAUACUGGACUACAUUUUCAGUGGGGAGAUUACCCUGAGUGAAGACACCAUCCAGGAUGUGGUCCAGGCUGCUGAUCUUCUGCUCCUCACUGAUCUCAAAUCUCUGUGCUGUCAGUUUCUGGAGAGCUGCAUAACUGCAGAGAACUGCAUCGGUAUUCGGGUCUUCUCUUUGCAUUACUGCCUGCACCACGUCUACCACGUGGCCACCGAGUACCUGCAGACGCACUUUCGUGACGUGGCUAAUACAGAGGAGUUUCUGGAGCAGCCGCCUGAUCGCCUGUGUGAACUGCUAUCUAUGGAGAAGCUCAACGUGGGGAAUGAAAAGCACGUUCUGGAGGCCGUGGUCCGCUGGAUCGGCCAUGACACUGAAGCUCGGCGAGUGAGUGGAACAAGUGUUUUGGAAGGGUUCCAUAUUCACAGAACUGAUAAUCGGUCUGUCCAAUCAGAGGGGUACCUGUUUGCAAUAGGAGGAAUGAAUGAAAAUAAAACUGUCUUGAGCAGUGGAGAAAAAUUUGACCCAGAGACCAACACCUGGAUCCAAAUCCCACCGAUGAUGCAGGCCAGACAGCACUUCGCCAUUGCAGAGUUGGAUGGUAUGAUCUAUGUUUUGGGUGGAGAGAAUGAAGACACUGAGGUCCUCCUCACGAUGGAAGUUUUUGACCCCCAUUGCAAUGUUUGGAGAAUACAACCAAAAAUGACCACAGUGCGCAAAUUCGGUUGCUGUACCACCAUGAAAAAGAGACUGUAUGUGAUGGGCGGAGGAUCGUAUGGGAAGAUUUACGACUCUGUGGAGUGCUAUGACCCCAAAACCCAGCAGUGGACAACAGUCUGCCCUCUUAAGGAAAGGAGGUUUGGCGCGGUGGCAUGUGGGAUUGGACAGGAGCUCUACGUAUUUGGUGGUGUGAGGAACAGAGACGCUGACAAUCCAGAGUCCAGUCAGAUGACCAUCUGCAAGUCUGAGUUCUUCCAUGAUGAACUAAAAAGGUGGGUGCAUUUAGAUGACCAGAACCUCUGCAUACAGGCCACAUCGUCUUUUGUUUAUGGAGCUGUUCCCAUUGGUGCCAGUAUAUAUGUGGUUGGAGAACUUGACACUGGCACCAGUUUUGACUAUGUGCGGGAGUUUCGCAGAAGCACAGGCACCUGGCACCCCACCAGACCCCUCAUGCCCUGUGAUCUGAGUAAGACGAGCUGUGCCGCCCUACGCAUCACUAACUGUAAGCUGUUCCGCCUGCAACUCCAGCAGGGACAGUUCCGGAUCCGGGUUCAAUCCACAUAAACAACCCACAUCCUCACUGCUGGCUUUAUGUCUCUCCUCCAUCGUCUGCUGGUUUGGAGGACGAUGCAGAGGAUUGUGGAAUUAUAUUGGCAACAGCAGAGGUUUGAUUAUAAUGUGGGAAAGCUUGAAUGAAUUGUCUUGUUUUUUUAUGUUUGAUGCCUUUCUUAGAGGAUGAAUUGUACAUCUUUUUUGUUGGUUCUUUUUUUACCAGUCACAGGAAAUGCUGUUACAUUAGAUGGGACCUGCUCACUAUUUUCAUGCUUUAUAUGAAUAGAUUUUACCUAGCUGUUGUUGCAGCAUAUUUGACGCUAACACUUUUGAACAUUGGUGAAGGGUGUCAAAAUUGCCUAUUUUAUACAAUAGUUAAGUCUUAAAUGUGGGUUCAGUAAGUAAGGGAACAAAUCAAAUCAAGAACUAAUCAGAGCUAGUGGUAUGUUCAUAUCAAGCACAAUUAUGUUGCUGAUGCAAGUGUCUAGCUACUGUACAAACAAAGUUGAAAUGACAUGUUAGAUUAUCGAAGUGAUAAUUUCUCAUUGCUUUUUUGCUGAUAAUUAAGCUUGAAUUUUAAGUUUGCAGUUAUGUGUGUAUAUAUUUUAUAAU